Messenger RNA from Peronospora farinosa, 753 nucleotides. The record is from the annotation of a GenBank genome assembly. NCBI's taxonomy places the organism in Eukaryota, Oomycota, Peronosporomycetes, Peronosporales, Peronosporaceae.
AUGAAGAAGGAGCUGUCCAUGGCAGCAGCCAGUGGAGACCCAUUUUACGUGUUUAAAGAUGAAUUAGAGAGUAAAGUAUCCGAUGUAAACCAUAAACACGCAAAAUGGCGCACCGUAUUGAACGUUAAAGACUCAAUAGAGUUACCAGCUUUAACAUAUCAGAUUGAGGAAGCUAUAACUACUGCAAUCGAGUCUGUCAAGUUCUUGGAGGACACUAUUAUUAUGGUGGAGACCAAUCGAGUCAAGUUUGAGCACAUUGAUGCGAUGGAAAUUGCAAGUCGGAAAGCUUUUGUUGCAACAAUUAGAAAAGAGCUACAAACUGUUUUGGCUGAAAUUUCCGCUGAUGUCGUUAAAGCUCAAAUUCGAAAACAAGAACGCAAGUUGAUGGUAUCAGCAAAAUCAACGUCUUUCAGGCCAAAUCUGACUGGACAGGAGAGAAAUGAGAAAUUUUUGGAGGAAGAAACGCAACGACAACAUCAAACUUUGCAAGAGCAAAAUACGAGUUUAGCGGAGCUUCAUACUGAUAUCACACGCUUGCACGAAGUUACAGUAGAUAUAUCCAAUGAGGUCAAGCAACAAAACAGGAUGCUUGAUGACUUGACUGAGGAUGUGGAAGAAGCACAACAGCGAAUGAACUUUGUUAUGAAGGGCUUGAGUAAACUUUUAAAGACGAAAGACAAGUGCCAACUGGGACUUAUUCUUUUUCUGGUAGCCGUGCUUGUUGGCAUGAUUUUCCUGGUCGUGUACACGUAA